AACACACUAAAUGCUUUAUAAUUUUACACACUUGAUCAUUCUCGCUAUCAUUUUAUUACAUUAGAUAUAUCACUUGAUCAUUCUUUGGCAAAACUUAUCCUAAAGAGAUUAUGCGACAUUUAAAUUGCAAACCCGAGUUGAGUAUUUUUAUUUAGUUGAACUUUAUUAAAAGUAAAAAAUCAUCUCUUAGAAUAUAUAGUCAAAAUUAGUAUAUCCUUUGAUUUCUUUCGAAACCAAGUUUUAUUUUUCUCAUUGUGUAUAUGUAUAACAUCUAAAGUACUUUUCAUUCACAUAAUUUUAUACUAUAUACUUUAAAGAAACUAAUUUUUAUUUUUUUGCAAAUAUACUUUUUGGGUACAUAAUAUACCAAAAAAAAGAUAAAAUUAUUUAUUUCCAUAUUUCAAAUGGCAGAUAUUGUGCAAAUGAAAACAAUAAAAAGAUAAAAAUCAUGGGAUUUUUACUGGACAAUAACACUGCUAGAUUUUUUUUGUCUCUAAUUAAUCUGUUUUAUGAUUAUCUCAUUGUCAUUAACUACAUCAAACGUACAUAUUUAUCUCUCUUUUCUUUUAUAUAGUUAGAGCAUCACUAAAUUUGGAGUUUCUUAUCAUUAAUUAUAUUAAUUUUAAUAUGUGAUUAAUUUUUAAUAUAAACAAUAAUGCUAAUCAGCGAAUGACAAAUGUCAUAGUUGUUUCUUAAAAUUGUGUGAAAGUUACGUUUCUCCUCCUUUAUUCUCUUUUCUCAUUUUUAACACUUUGUUGAAAAAAUCACAUUUCUUGUCACCUAUAAAAAAAAUGCUCUAGGAGUCUCUUAAAUAAAGAAUCAGUCUCUCUUUGUUUUGUGUCCAUCUUAUGCACAAAACCACAUCUGCUUCUUAGUGGUCCAAUCAAUGGAUAAAUCAAUAUCAUCCACAGAAGGAGAAAUGGUGCAUGUCGAGGUGAUCAAUACUGAUGAUUAUAUUAGUAAACUCUCAAACGAUCUCUUGCUUGAGAUCUUAUCAAAAUCAUCGACGGAAGAAGUCAUUAAAACUAGUAUUCUAUCGAAAAGAUGGGGGAAUGUGUGGAAGAAGACGCCUUGUCUGUGUUUGGACAUGCGGAGGAUCGUAAAAACCACAACUCUUUUGCCGGGUGUUUUUCAUCAAGCUGCUAAUUCAGUGACAAAAGUUAUACAGGAUCACUGUGGCCAUUUGGAAAGAUGCACAAUCUACCAUGACUCACGCCAAUGUGAAAACGGGAUGUUGGAGUUUUGGAUUCAGUCACUGGUUAAUGUGAAACACAUCAAGGAUCUCACACUUGAAAACUUUUCUCCCGGUUCGAAAUCAAACAACAGAUCCAAUGUCACACUUGACUUGCCUCCUAGGUCAUUUUCUCAUCCACGCCUCACAUCUCUCUCGCUAAGCCAGUACAACUUAAAAGCUCCACAUGCUUUCUUGGUUUGCUGGAAUUUAAAGAAUCUCAAACUGAUUGGUAUCUCUUCUGAGGUUGAAGUCUUUAAUGCAGUCCUUGUGGCUUGCACUUCUCUCGAAGUGCUUGCACUAGAGAUCACUUGCCACAGAAAAUAUGGUAUUCUGAAGAUUGAUAACCACAACCUAAAGUUCUUAUAUCUAUCAUGUUCUAGGAUAAAAGGCGUUGAGGUGUCUUCACCCAGCCUAGAUAUCAUCUCCAUUGGAUCUCUCUCGUGUGAGAUGGAGAACUUCAUCAUUGCAAGCCCUAGACUCCAUUUUAAUCGAAACUAUUGGGCUACAGGAAAAGUCUUUCCUCACACUAGCUAUUAUAUAUCAUGCCCCUAUCAGGGGGAAGCAAGCAUUGGACAUGAGAUCAUGAUGAACGGAUCCAAUGUUUGUAUGAAAAUGUUUGCAUCAAUGUCGGUGAGUGUAGACUUAACUAAUGCAAAAGAAGUUGAGAUGCUCAGACAAGUGUUAGCUGUAUGGCCUGGAGACAUGCAAGAAGUUGAGAUUUUGUUUAAGAGUAACAAUGCUGCUAGGAAAGAAAGUGAGUCUUCCAUUGGAAAUACACAGAACGCGUUUUGGGAAGAUACAAAACCGUUUCCCAGCGCUCAGUUCUGUGCAUAUACUGUAUGGUUGUCUAACUUUAGCGGUUCAAAUGAAGAGUUUGCGUUAGCCUCGCGUAUGAUAAUGCAAGGGACGGUAGCAAGGUGUAUGAUCAUUAAACCAUCGACGGUUUCUCCAGCUAACAAGUUGGAGAUUGAAGCGGCAAUAGCCAGGCUGAAGGAGCUUCCAAAAGGUCACGAGAACCUUCGUAUCGUGAUGUUCUGAUGAGUUGUUGUUUGAAUCUAGCCAUUGGCUAUAUAUCUAGAGAACUCUUCCGAGUCUCGUUUCAAGUAUUGCUUUGGUAUUUCUCUUUUUUUUUUUUUCUUAUGUUUCAGAUAUUUGGGAUGUUAUUUGAGUUCACUUGAAGUU
This is a messenger RNA of Brassica napus (rape), 2416 nucleotides long. RefSeq names its product F-box protein At1g80960-like. The record is from RefSeq and is a predicted model, not a curated record. Lineage: Eukaryota; Viridiplantae; Streptophyta; Magnoliopsida; Brassicales; Brassicaceae. Gene Ontology annotation, molecular function: protein binding. The transcript has 4 exons. The coding region runs from base 887 to 2272 and encodes 461 amino acids.